UCACGUGAUGCAUAAGAGUGGAGCAGCAUGGCGGACAUGCAUGUGGAGCUUCAAAACAAAUUUCACCGUUUGUUCAGCUAACCCCGCCGCCAGGAAACAUCGAUACCACGCGUGAAGCUGGGUCGGCGGUGCCCGAAUGGACAGCAGGAUGGACGAGGAGAAUAAACUUCAGUUUCCGUCUCUGCCUGCGACCAAGGAGGACCUUCUGGACUGGGCGUAUCCGAUGAGACGAGAAAUGCAGGAGAUUUUACCAGGACUGUUUUUAGGUCCCUACUCUGCUGCAAUGAAAAGCAAGCUGCCAAUUCUUGAAGGACACGGCAUAACGCAUAUCGUGUGCGUCCGCCAAGACAUUGAAGCCAAUUUUAUCAAACCUAAUUUUCCUCACAUGUUUAGGUAUCUUGUGUUAGAUCUUGCUGACAAUCCAGUGGAAAAUAUAAUCCGCUUUUUUCCUAUGACUAAAGAAUUCAUUGAUGGCUGCUUAGCGACAGAAGGAAAGGUACUGGUGCAUGGUAACGCAGGGAUAUCAAGAAGUGCUGCCUUAGUAUUGCAUAUCCUUUAUGGAAACGUUUGGCCAUGAAAAGACAGG
This is a messenger RNA of Archocentrus centrarchus (flier cichlid), 586 nucleotides long. It is a transcript of the gene styx, whose product is annotated as serine/threonine/tyrosine interacting protein. Gene Ontology annotation, cellular component: cytoplasm; nucleoplasm. Gene Ontology annotation, molecular function: F-box domain binding. Gene Ontology annotation, biological process: negative regulation of SCF-dependent proteasomal ubiquitin-dependent catabolic process; regulation of ERK1 and ERK2 cascade; negative regulation of protein binding. The record is from RefSeq and is a predicted model, not a curated record. The coding region runs from base 137 to 577 and encodes 146 amino acids. NCBI's taxonomy places the organism in Eukaryota, Metazoa, Chordata, Actinopteri, Cichliformes, Cichlidae. The transcript has 8 exons.